Molecule: messenger RNA, 1512 nt
Organism: Monopterus albus (swamp eel)
Lineage: Eukaryota; Metazoa; Chordata; Actinopteri; Synbranchiformes; Synbranchidae
Gene: myoz1a
Product: myozenin 1a
Exons: 7
Coding region: 111-1046 (311 amino acids)
Cellular component (GO): actin cytoskeleton; Z disc
Molecular function (GO): actin binding; FATZ binding; telethonin binding
Source: RefSeq, a predicted model, not a curated record
UCUGGUCGAUCUGUCAUCUAAGUCUAGGCUGGGUUUUCCACUUCCCGGGACCUGGGUCCAACUGCACACAGGGUCUGUCUCUCCUGCCAGGAUUACAACAAAAACCCGUCAUGCCUGUGAGAACACCAACCCCCCUAAGCAAGCGGAAAAAGCCCUCCAAGAUCAUAACUGACCUAGCACAUAUCACUCAGGAAGAGAAUCGGUCACAGCGAGAGACAUCUGAGUUCGACCUGGGAAAAAAGAUUGGAAUUCCCAAAGACAUCAUGUUGGAGGAGCUUUCCCUGCUGAAGAACCGAGGCUCCAAGAUGUUCAAGAUGAGGAAGCAGAGAGUGGAGAGGUUCAUCUAUGAGAACAACCCGGACAUCUUCAUCAGUGAUUCCAUGGACAAUCUUCAGAAGUUUAUUCCCUCUGUGGGAGGUCAGAUGGGAGGUGAGACGAUAUCUGUCGGUGGGCAUUAUCUUAGCAAACAGGCUGGACACCUGCAUUUUGGAGGGUUACACGGUAUAGGAGGGGCUCCUGUGCCGCCUCCAAAACCUGGAAGCCAUGGAAUAGGAGGAGCAGGAGGUGCAGGAAGUGCAGGAGGUGCAGGAGGUGCAGGAGGACUCGGUGGUGGCGAGCACGGGAGUUCUAAGAAAGGAGACGCAUCUGCUAGAGGUGGAAGAGAUGAUGCAUCUAAGAAGCAGAGUCAUCUGAAGACAUAUGUGUCACCAUGGGAGAAGGCCAUGAAGGGGGAUGAGAAUCUGCUUGCCACUCUGAAAGCUGCAAUGCCUGGCCCUGUUGAGAGAAAGGACCUGCCCAAGUACAAAUGCUUCAACAGGACUGCCAUGCCCUAUGGCGGCUAUGAGAAGGCCAACCAGCUCAUGAAAUUCCAGCUGCCAGACACUAAGUCGACCAAACUGGAGCCCAUAAUAGUGUACGGGAAUGACAUCGGUGGCAGGCCUUCCUUUAACCGCACUCCUAUUGGCUGGGUGGGCAGCAGUGAGCCCAGCAGCAUUCAUAUGGAGAUCGAUGCUGUGCCCUUCGAUGGAGAGACCGAUGAGCUGUGAAAGAAAUAUUCAUAUCUGUGAUUACACUCACUGUGCACAUACAGUAUACACACACAAGCAUAAACGCAUGUAUACAGUCUGUUGUAGCAUGCCCAUGAUAGCUGAGCUUACAAUUAACUCUUAUACUGAUGAAUUUGAAUCUCUCAGUGUGGAUAACUGAAAGUGUACAUGAAACGUGUUCAUGUUAUUAUCUGCAUUUGGUUGUAAGGCAAAGAAACAAGCUGUAGAUGUUAAUGGGGAGAUGCAACAUCAAUAGUUUAUUUGCUAAGUUCAUAAACUGAGUCUAAACACUCCUUUAAUUUGUCAGAAAUUUCCUGUUCAUGGUAAGAUUUUGACAUGGAGGAAAAAAGGAAUUAUGUAUGAAGGAUAGGCUCAUGUUAUGUUACUGUUGUGCAUGUUGUCUUCAUGUCAAUUUGUUACCAUAUUUGUUAUUAGUUGAGCUAUGAAAACACUACAAAUCUGUCUA